Phalaenopsis equestris is the source of this 1034-nucleotide messenger RNA. Its product is annotated as myb-related protein 305-like. The transcript has 3 exons. Lineage: Eukaryota; Viridiplantae; Streptophyta; Magnoliopsida; Asparagales; Orchidaceae. Gene Ontology annotation, biological process: regulation of DNA-templated transcription. The record is from RefSeq and is a predicted model, not a curated record. Bases 94 to 699 code for a protein of 201 amino acids. Gene Ontology annotation, molecular function: sequence-specific DNA binding; DNA-binding transcription factor activity. Gene Ontology annotation, cellular component: nucleus.
UGCCACCAUCCCCCUCUAUCUUCCACGCAUUCAGUUCUCUCUCUUACCAUACCAAACAGCAAACCUAACUUUCUCUCUCUUUCGCAGACUACCAUGGUGGAUGAGUCCAGCAACAUAGAUAAGAGGAUAAACGUUAGCCAGGAGGCUGAGGUGAGGAAGGGGCCAUGGACUAUGGAAGAGGACCUCAUCCUCAUCAACUAUAUAGCCAACCAUGGUGAGGGAGUGUGGAAUAAUCUUGCUCGAUCUGCAGGUUUGAAAAGAACGGGGAAGAGUUGCAGGCUUCGAUGGCUAAACUAUCUCAGACCAGACGUGCGGAGAGGGAAUAUAACACCGGAGGAGCAGCUGCUGAUAAUGGAUCUGCAUGCCAGGUGGGGAAAUAGAUGGUCAAAAAUUGCGAGGCAGCUCCCCGGAAGAACUGAUAAUGAGAUCAAGAACUACUGGAGGACUAGAAUCCAGAAGAAGGUUAAGAAUGGCGAUGCUGCCGAUUACUCUAGCCAAAUGGCCAUUGAUGAGGCCAGCACAAGCCACACAAGCAGCAUUGAAGAAGGAAUGGCUCAAAAUAGCAAUUACCCCGUACAACCAAAUACCAAUCCUGAAGCUUAUCCUCCCUCAUACAACGCUGCUGAAUUGGGUGAAAACUUUUGGAGUAUGGAGGAUUUUUGGUCAAUCCAAUCGAACCAAUCUCUUAAUGGAGAUUAAUUAAAGUAAUAAAUAAGAAAUUGAUCGCUCUUAUAUGUAUGAGUUAUUGAUGAAGGAGACACCUGGCUUUAAUCAGCUUCAUAUAUUUGGUAUGUAUGUAUAUUUGUUUGAUUCUCCAGGUUAGUAAAGCGCUCGCACGCACUUGCAUUUGUUGAAAAGUGGCAAUUAUUACGGUUAAAUGCAAUAAAUCAAGUGGGAGGUAGCUUGCGCUUGAUUUGCUUAAGUAUUAUAUGUUGCAUCUGGAUUCUGGAGCUAUAGAUUUUAUAAGGCUCAAAUAACUUGUGUAAAUGCUGUCUGAAUUUUACCAGUAAUAUAUCAAGCCUUUUAACCAAUGC